GAACAAAAACUUGUUUUCAAGAUCUGUAGUUAGAAAUAGAAUUAAUGGUUAUGAAAUGCAUAAGAAAAGUCUGUAUAAAAGUUCUUUUGUGAUAUUUUAAUAAAGAUGGGCGCUUUUUUUUCGCCAUAUGAAUGAAUAAAAUGUUUUGAGAAGCGAACCGUUUGGGGAACAGCCUCUCAAGUAACCGCGCACUUCCUCAAAUCAAACCCGACGAACUUUACUCCGCUGGACAUUUAUUGUCCCACCUUUGAAACUUCAGUUGAGAUAAUAUUUAACGGCAAAGCAGCGCGUCGUGUAACUUUAGUGCUCUCCACGCGCGUAGCCGACCGGACCGAUGGAGUUGUGAUUUUGGACGGUUACACACUUCACCUCAGCGCAGAAAACGAUGGUUUCCGUAGGAAAGGUGCUCCUUGGAGUUUUUGGGGUAGUGGUGGUGGUCAUUUUGAUAGCAGUACCCACGGCUAUAUUUUUAAAAGAGAAGAAGGAGGGGGACAAUAACAAGAAAUCCUUUACCUUGGAGGAUGUCUUCAACAGCACACUAAAACCAAAGUCCUUCAGCAUGAGGUGGAUCUCAGAUCAUGAGUUUCUGAAUAAGUCCCAGGACUCGGUCUUCCUCCAAAACGUACUCACAGGAGCGUCCUCUGAGUUCUUGAACAGAGACAAGUUUGACGAAAAGAAGGCUUAUGAUUACCAGGUGUCUGCUGACCGAAGAUAUGUUGCACUCAUGAGCAACCGUUCCAAGCUGUGGCGGCAUUCAUUUACAGCCUCAUAUUCACUUUAUGACCGGGAAUUAAAAAAAUUUGUUACACCCUCUGAUAUUCCCGAUGUUGUCCAGUACUUUUCUUGGGCUCCUCAAGGGAACAAACUGGCCUAUGUUUGGAAAAAUAAUGUAUAUGUAAAGACAAGCCCGGAGUCGAGCUCAAAGCAAGUCACUUUCAAUGGGGAGGAGAAUCUGAUUUUGAAUGGGAUCCCUGACUGGGUGUAUGAGGAGGAGAUGUUCUCAUCUAAUCAGGGCCUCUGGUGGUCACCUGGUGGGAAAUACGUGGCUUAUGCUGAGUUCAACGACACAGAGGUCCACACUAUCGAGUACACCUGGUAUGGCGAGGACCAGUACCCCAGGACUAUAUCAAUUCCAUAUCCAAAGCCAGGCACUCCCAACCCUACUGUGAGACUGUUUGUUGUGGACACUGAUAACACAGCAAGUAUUACUGAGGUCGUCGUUCCUACCCCUUUUGGCUUAAGUGAGCACUACUUGGCCACUGUCACUUGGGUGACGGAUGAACGUAUUGCUGUCCAGUGGCUGAAAAGAGUACAAAAUGAACUCAUCCUUCAGAUCUACAAUUUAACUGGAUCUACAUGGGGUCACCAUGAGCAUCUGGAGGUGAAUAGUACCACUGGUUGGAUUGGACGGUUCGCUCCACCAGAGCCAGUUUUUGCCACUGACAAGAAGAGCUACUACCUGCUGAUGAGCGACACCAAACAGUACAAGCACAUCCAUCAUGUGGUCGGGGGCAAAGUUACACCAGUCACCACUGGAGAAUGGGAAGUCAUUAACAUCCUGAAAGUGACUGCAGAUAGUGUAUAUUUCUCAAGCAAUGAAUAUGAAAAUAAGCCAGGAGGAAGGAAUGUCUACCAGUUGACCGGUGCAGGGGUCAAGUGUCUGACUUGUGCGUUACGUGGUGACGACUGUCUGUAUAACUCGGCCUACUUCAGUCACGGUGCCUCCUUCUACCGUAUGAGCUGCAGUGGUCCUGGGAUUCCCUACCAUGCUCUCAUGAAUAACACAGAUAAUAAAGAGGUUUCUGUUUUGGAGGACAAUACAGCAUUUAGGAGCCUGAUAUCUGACAUCCAAAUGCCCACCAUGGAACGAGGCACCAUCAAAGUUGCAGGAUACGAUCUCUGGUACCAGAUGUUUUUGCCUCCAGGCUUUGAUGUCUCUAAGAAGUACCCUUUACUGAUAGAUGUGUAUGCAGGUCCCUGCAGUCAGAAAGUAGACUACAGCUACAGGGUGAGCUGGUCCACCUAUCUCGCCAGCACUGAGAAAAUCAUCGUCGCCAGCUUUGACGGAAGAGGAAGCGGUUUCCAAGGCGACAAGAUAAUGCAUGCAAUCUACCAACGUCUGGGAACCUAUGAGGUGGAAGAUCAGAUAACGGCAGCCAAAGAAUUCAUCAAAAAGGGUUUCAUUGACGAAACCAGAGUUGCUAUUUGGGGCUGGUCUUAUGGUGGAUACGUGACGUCAAUGGCCUUGGGAUCUGGAAGUGAAGUUUUUAAAUGUGGAAUGGCGGUCGCUCCAGUGUCCAAAUGGGUUUAUUAUGAUUCCAUCUACACUGAGCGUUACAUGUUGGGACCCAAACAGAAUUCUGUCGCCUACACUAACUCAACAGUAACUGAGCGGGCCAAGAAUUUCCACUCAGUGCAGUACCUUCUGGUUCAUGGAACAGCGGACGACAAUGUUCACUUCCAGCAGGCAGCCGAGAUUUCUGAAGCUCUGGUGGAGGAGCAGGUGGACUUUGAGGCAAUGUGGUACACAGACAAGGACCAUGGACUCGGUGGCUCGGCCUUUCAACACGUCUUCACCCACAUGAGUCACUUCCUAAAGAGGUGCUUUGAAUGAAGUCCACUGGAUCACGAAAAUCUAUUUUCAUUGUCUGGUGUGAAUAAAAAAAAUGUCUAAAAUUAUAAAUGCGGGUUUGAUUAUUAGCACUCCAAAUGCCAAGAAAAGGUCUUAAGCACAAAGUGGUCAAAUCAUAAUGUCAGUCUUUGUCUGUAAAAUGUUGCCUUCAGCUUCUCUGGAAAUUAUAAUGUACAUUUUUACCUGUAACACAUCAAUAUGGAAAAUGUGAUUUAUUAUAUGAUGUUUGUUUAGUGAAUUUUACUUUUUUGAGGUCAUUAUUUGACCUGGGGAACAACGUUGUUAUAAAAAUGUGAAAGUGUAACUGUAUUUGUGCUACUUUGAUACGAAGAGUUUUUACAGUAUUGUGUUAAAUUAUGCACAGAAACAUCACGCACUACAAUAAUUUUGUAUUGUUUGACCAAAUUGAUGAUUGUUGGCUGUUUGAUGUAAUGAUUGUUUUGUAAAAUAACAAAGAAUUAAAUAUUGACAACUA
This is a messenger RNA of Plectropomus leopardus (leopard coralgrouper), 3107 nucleotides long. Its product is annotated as dipeptidyl peptidase 4-like. Gene Ontology annotation, cellular component: plasma membrane. Gene Ontology annotation, biological process: proteolysis. Gene Ontology annotation, molecular function: dipeptidyl-peptidase activity; serine-type endopeptidase activity. NCBI's taxonomy places the organism in Eukaryota, Metazoa, Chordata, Actinopteri, Perciformes, Serranidae. The record is from RefSeq and is a predicted model, not a curated record.